Molecule: messenger RNA, 895 nt
Organism: Jaculus jaculus (lesser Egyptian jerboa)
Lineage: Eukaryota; Metazoa; Chordata; Mammalia; Rodentia; Dipodidae
Gene: Timm9
Product: translocase of inner mitochondrial membrane 9
Exons: 5
Coding region: 246-515 (89 amino acids)
Source: RefSeq, a predicted model, not a curated record
UUUGACAUCACUGCUCCCACGUGUUCUCCUCCGUCCAGCGUCCGCGGAGCCCUGUCGCGACCCUCCGCUCCCAGCGUCGACCCUCACCGCAGCCCCACCGCUUCGUGCUGGUGUCCGAUGCGAGGGCCUGUGAUUAAGUAAGAAAUCAGACCUCAUGAGACAUUCAAGCAAAGGCUGGUCUAUUUUUCAGAAGAGAAAGGAAACUCAUGCAUCAGAACAGGUGACUAAUAAACAUACCAAAGAAUAUGGCUGCACAACUACCAGAAUCUGAUCAAAUAAAACAGUUUAAGGAAUUCCUUGGAACCUACAAUAAACUUACAGAAACCUGCUUUUUGGACUGUGUUAAAGACUUCACAACAAGAGAAGUGAAACCUGAAGAGGUUACCUGUUCAGAACAUUGCUUACAGAAAUAUUUGAAAAUGACACAAAGAAUAUCCAUGAGGUUUCAAGAAUAUCAUAUUCAGCAGAAUGAAGCCCUGGCAGCCAAAGCAGGCCUCCUUGGCCAACCACGAUAGACAAGUCCUGGUGGACUUUGACUGAAAGAUUGCCAGCAGCUGUUGCACUGGAAAUGAGGAUUCAUCUGGCAGAAUCCUGAGAACAGCCAGAGCCAUUCUUACACCGUCUGAUCUGACUACCUGAGGAAUGGAAACCACUGGAGAAACAAAAUCACUCUUCACCAGAAACAAUCCAGUAGAUGGUCUUGUUGUUAAGCGGAAGUGAUACAAUGCCACAUUAUUAUGGCCUUGAGACUCAGCUGCUUGAUCACUUUGAUUAGGAAAAUAAACCAUUGUUUCUUUACUUGUGACUGUUAAUUUUAAAGUAAACUAUGUGUCCAAUCGUGUAUGAGACAAAAACCAUUUAUUACUAAAAGUAAAAUAAAUGAAAGUAUCACUGA